GUUUCAAAUUGUUAUCAAAGUCAAAGUCCAACAACAUACGCGCAGUUGCAAUUAAAUUUGUUUGGGGGGAGAAAAGUCUCUUUGCUUUCAAGCUCUCUGUGUCCCCCAUUUCUCUCUCUCUCUCCUCAAAUUGAAUGAUUGGCUUAUUUCUUUUUUUUUUCCCAAAAACUCAAUUUUCGUUGAUCUUUGUUCUUUAUUGUUUCCAAUUUCUGGGUUUUCAAUUCAAACAUUCCCUUUUCAGUUUCCCCAUUUUUUUUCUUAAUCAGAUCGGAGAUUUUCAUUUUUAUCUGAAUUUGUAUUACGUUUUCAUUUUAUUUUCGAGGGGCAAAUAUCUCCAGCUAUCUUUGUCAAUGUCAUUGAUAUUCUUUAGUUAUUCAUUCCAUACCGUUAUAUCUUGUAUAAUAGACCCAUAUUUAAUUUUAUAUAUACACAUUUAAUUUUUAUAAUUUUGACACGUCUCAACAUGAACUGCUCUGUUGAAGAUUGUUUUUGUAAAAUCAGUGAAUACAAAAAGUGGGUUUUUCAAUUUUGAUUAUAAAUUUUGUUUUUGUUUUUUUUUUUUUCAAUUUUGUUUCUUCAACUUACAAAAAGUGGGGUUUUUGAUAUUUAUUUUUUUUUGCGAAAAUGAAACUUCUAGUGCGUGUAAUUGAAGCGCGAAACAUACCUGCAAUGGAUCCAAAUGGGUUCAGUGAUCCAUAUGUGAAAUUACAGUUGGGGAAGCAGAAAUUCAGGACCAAAGUGAUUAAGAAGUGCUUAAAUCCAUCUUGGUGUGAAGGGUUUACUUUUAAAGUUGAAGACUUGAAGGAAGAGCUUGUCAUCUCUGUUUUGGAUGAAGAUAAGUUCAAUGAUGAUUUUGUUGGCCAAAUCAGAGUGCCCAUUUCUCAAGUUUUCGACGCCGAUGGCAGCACCCUCGGCACUGCCUGGUACCCGUUGCAGCCUAAGGGUAACAAGAAGAUCAAGAGCAAGGACUGUGGUGAGGUUCUUCUUACUAUAUGUUUCUCUCAAAACAGUUCUUUAAAGGACUUGCAAGUUGGUGGUGAUCUAGUGCCAUCAAAGAAGUAUUCUAAGAUCACAGCUGAAUCGCCUUCAAGGUCUUCCAGUGGUGAUCUAGCGCCAUCAAAGAAGUAUUAUAAGAUCACAGCUGAAUCGCCUUCAAGGUCUUCCGAUGGCUCCUUGAGAUUACCAUCUCCGAUGAGAUUAGAAGAAGUUACCUCUUCGAAGGAAGACAAACCACAAGUACAGACCCUCGCAGGUCGACUUGCUCAAAUAUUUAAUAAAAAUGACAAUAAAAUUGACGAUGCAGUAUCUACAACCUCCACCACCUCUAGUAGAGGCCUUGACUUGUCAGAGCUAUCUGAAACAGCAAAAUCUGAGGUUUUCGAGGACAAGUUUGAAGAACAAUCCUCUUCUGGAAAUUUUGAAGAAGCAAUGAAAACAAUGGAGUCAAAAGAUCAAGGAAAUGAAAUUCCAAGCAAUUUACCUGGUGGCGUUCUUCUAGAUCAACUGUAUUUAAUUGCACCACCGGACCUGAAUUCCUUACUCUUUUCUCCGGAUUCAGAGUUUCCCAAAUCUUUAGCAGAUGCACAAGGAACUACAGAACUACAAGCAGGACCCUGGAAAUUUGAGAAUGGUGGUGAGAACUUGAAAAGAGUGCUUACUUAUAUUAAGGCUGCGACUAAAUUAAUAAAGGCUGUGAAAGCCACAGAGGAGCAAACAUAUCUGAAGGCUGAUGGGAAAGUUUAUGCAGUCUUGUCAAGUGUGAGCACUCCAGAUGUCAUGUAUGGAAGCACAUUUAAGGUAGAAUUGAUUUACUGCAUCACACCUGGGAAUGAGCUGCCGUCAGGAGAACAGUCUUCGCGACUGGUAAUAUCCUGGCGCAUGAAUUUUGUGCAGAGUACUAUGAUGAAAGGUAUGAUAGAAGGUGGAGCUCGACAAGGCUUAAGGGACAGCUUUGAGCAGUAUGCCACUAUAUUAUCUCAGAAUGUUAAGCCAGUUGAUGCGAAGGAUAUUGGCUCCAGUAAGGAACAGGUUUUGGCAUCUCUGCAAGUAGAGCGCGUGUCUGAUUGGAAGCUGGCGGUUCAGUAUUUUGCUAAUUUUACAGUAAUAUCUUCCAUUUUUAUGGGAUUUUAUGUGCUUGUACACAUGUGGAUGGCCAUGCCUAGUACAGUUCAAGGGCUUGAGUUUGUUGGGCUAGACUUGCCAGAUUCAAUUGGUGAAUUGAUUGUGGGUGGGAUCUUAGUUCUUCAAGGCCAACGAGUACUAGAGUUGAUAUCACGCUUCAUGAAGGCCAGAGUGCAAAAGGGUAGCGAUCAUGGAGUCAAAGCACAAGGGGAUGGAUGGUUGCUAACUAUUGCCUUGAUUGAAGGAAGCAAUUUAGCUUCUGUUGAUUCAAGUGGGUUCUCUGAUCCAUACGUGGUCUUUACUUCUAACGGGAAAACUAAAACUAGCUCAAUCAAGUUCCAGAAAACUGAUCCUCACUGGAAUGAAAUAUUUGAAUUUGAUGCAAUGGAUGAGCCUCCAUCUGUGCUGGAUGUGGAAGUAUUUGAUUUUGAUGGACCUUUUGAUGAAGCUACAUGUCUUGGACAUGCUGAAAUCAAUUUUGUUAAAGCUAAUAUAGCAGAGUUAGCUGAUGUUUGGGUUCCUCUUCAAGGAAAAUUAGCUCAGGCAUGUCAGUCUAAGGUGCAUUUAAGAAUUUUCUUGAACAAUACAAGAGGUAACAAUGUUGUUAAGGAAUAUCUAACUAAGAUGGAGAAGGAGGUGGGAAAGAAGAUAAGACUGCGGUCUCCUCAAACAAAUUCAGCAUUUCAGAAACUCUUUAGACUCCCACCAGAGGAAUUUCUCAUCAAUGAUUUUACUUGUCACUUGAAACGAAAAAUGCCCCUGCAGGGCCGCUUAUUUCUGUCAGCUAGAAUAAUUGGGUUCCAUGCAGAUCUAUUUGGACACAAAACAAGGUUCUUUUUUCUCUGGGAGGAUAUUGAAGACAUUCAAGUUCUUCCUCCUACUUUGUCAUCAAUGGGCAGUCCAAUUGUUGUCAUGACUUUACGGCCUGGCAGAGGUGUGGAUGCACGGCAUGGUGCAAAGACACAGGACGCAGAAGGCAGGCUGAAAUUCCAUUUCCAGUCUUUUGUUUCUUUCAAUGUAGCGCAAAGGACUAUCAUGGCACUAUGGAAGGCAAGAGCAUUGAGUCCAGAGCAGAAGGUUCAGAUAGUUGAUGAAGAAGAAUCUGAAGAUAAAGGCCUCCAACUAGUUGAAGAAGAAUGUGAAGCCAAAAGCCUCCAAACAGAAGAAAGUGGAUCCUUCUUUGGCGAAGAUGAUCUUAACAUGCCUGUUGUUUAUUCCUCUGUUGUUUCUGUACCUAGCGAUACCUUCAUGGAGUUGUUCAGUGGUUGUGAAUUGGAACGUAGAGUUAUGGAGAGGGCUGGUUGCCUUAAUUAUUCCUUCAGCCCUUGGGAAUUGGAGAAGCCUGAAGUGUAUCAGAGGCAAAUUUAUUACAAAUUUCAUAAGAGUAUUUCACGCUAUAGAGGAGAGGUGACAAGCACUCAGCAAAAGGCUCCCCUGCCUGAUAAAAAUGGCUGGCUCGUGGAAGAAGUUUUGACUCUCCAUGGAAUUCCACUUGGUGAUUAUUUUAAUCUUCACCAAAGAUACCAAAUUGAGGAUAUACCCUCAAGAACAACAGGAUGUAAUGUCCAAGUAUUUUCUGGAAUUGCAUGGCUGAAAAGUACUAGACAUAAGAAGAGGAUCACCCAAAAUAUAAUUUCGAAUCUGCAAGAUCGACUAAAGGUCAUGUUCAGUGUAGUUGAGAAGGAAUUUCUGCUAGAAAGUAGAUGAAUUCAGUGCAGUGCUAUUGGUGUCAAUUUUGGGACUUGAAUUCAGAAACAGAUGUGUUUGAAGCACCAUCUGUUAAUAAUCAUUGAAUUCUCAUGGUGCGUGUUCUUCAGUGCCUCUGAGCAUUCAGAUUGAUACUAGCUUCAUUCACUUGCUCGAUGUGCACAGAUGGUUCCUAACUUUGUAUGGGAGUGCAUUACAGUUUGAGCUGCUGCCAAAUGAACGUUUUGGCCCCGGCUUUAUGUACAUGAGAGAUACGACUGCAGGUAGAAGUUUCUAACAGAGCUACUUAGUACUCACUGGCGUUUUUGUUGAGAUCAAAUCCCAUGUCAAAUUGGGUUUCUAGAACACUUAAAUAUUUACAUUAUAGUGGAUCUGGAGCUUGUUUUCAUAAGUGUAACAGAGAUCUAAUCUAUUGCUCCUUUCAAUCAGUUUGUAAGGCAAUGUUUGUAAAUUAUCAAUAUUUUUAGCUCAGAACUUGAAUCUGACGACAAUGCUCCGAGCCCUUUAACAUGUAACCGUUAUUUCAGGCGUAAAUUUCUGUAUGAAAUGGUUUUAUGACCAUCAAAUGUGCAAAAACAGGCGAGCAAUGAAAAUUUAUUAAA
Messenger RNA from Cornus florida, 4430 nucleotides. Its product is annotated as C2 and GRAM domain-containing protein At1g03370. The coding region runs from base 625 to 3828 and encodes 1067 amino acids. The transcript is spliced from 9 exons. The record is from RefSeq and is a predicted model, not a curated record. Lineage: Eukaryota; Viridiplantae; Streptophyta; Magnoliopsida; Cornales; Cornaceae.